CGUUAAAAUUCUCUUUUCGUUUCCAUUAAGGUUGGUUAACAAGAAUGCCUUGGAAGCAGCAGUCUCCGAAUUAAAGAUUCUUCUUCUGCUUCUUCUGAUGUCAGUUUCUUGGCAUGCUCCCGGCACCCUCGGCGCUCUUUCAUUAGCAGCGCCUCCUUCCACAAUCAGAAUUCGCUCUUCUUCUCUCCCUGGGUGUCAGGAGAUGCGCUUCGGCUCCACUAGUGAUACUAUCAACUUGGCGCAGUCGGAGAAGAAGAUGAAGAAAAACAAAGAUUUUCUUCCCGGAAAGGUCGGCGAAGAAGAGGAUGGAGUUUCUAUUUCGAGAAUACAAGUGCCGAGGCAGAAGUACAUCCCGGUUUCCAAGGCCGAGCUCUUAGACGCCGUCGUUCUGAUGAUGUUUGAGUCUCAGCAAGAUGAUGAUGAUGCCAAUCAGUUUCUUCUUCUCUCAUCGUGCUUGGACUCUAUUCUUCAUGCUGAACACAAAGGAAUUUUAGAAGAAAUGCGUACUGAUUAUUCGUUUGCUAGUUCCAUGGGGAAAGGAGAAACAAUUAAUGAGGACUUUGUUACAAAUGGGAAGGAGGCAGAAUAUGCUAGAGAUGGCAUUAAUGGAGUUGGGAGUGCAGAGAGAUAUGAGGAGGAAGAUAGUGAACUUGAUAAGCCUAUGUCUUUCAUUCACGGUCUGGACUUGAGAAAUCUAUUGGGCUCUUCAGACAAAAAUGUCAAGGAAUAUUCUGAUGGUGGAUCCAGUGUUGCUGUUGCCACUCGUUUCCAGCGUGCUUUCAUGCAACUUCUUUAUGAUGCUCAGUUUGAAGAAUUAUCAGCUAGGGACUUGAUGUUGACAUCUGCACUGAACACAGAUUAUCUCCUUACUUUGCCAGUAUAUAUUGAUUGGAAGAAAGCAUCUGAGUCCAAUGCAAUAAUAUUCAGGCGGGGAUAUGCAACUGAGAGGCAGAAGGGCCUCCUUAUUGUUGAAAAACUAGAUUACAUACAGUCCAAACUUCUGCGAGGAUUUUUCUUUAUAAUAUCCAAGCCCUUAGGGAAACUUGGCACCUGGAUAAAUGAGGCUCUCCAAACUGCUAUCCAGACACAAGAAGUACAAGAGUGGAGUGAGAGACUGAAGCUUUGGCUUAAGGAUCUGUCAGUGUUUCAGCAAUCAUUUCUGUAUAAUCAACGUGUAUUUGAUGACCAGCUGGCAGUGCAGCAAUUAUCAGAUGGGGACCUUCCUAUUUGGCUGGCGGCACAGAGGGCAGUAACUCGUUAUGAAGGGAUUUUGUCACCAGUUGGUCCCCGUCGAAGGCUCUUGAGGAAAUUGCUUUCAUGGAUUGGAAUACUCCCACCUACACCAGAAACACCAUAUGAGCUUGAUAAUGAUAGUAAUGCUUCAGAAUCUUACAAGAGGCCUAUUUUCUUAUCAAGGAUAUCACUUAGUGAUAUUUGGAGACCGGCUUCAAGGAAAUACUGUGGAAACAAUCUUUGGAAGAUAUUUAAAACUUCCAUUUCCAUUCUUCUCUCACAGUCAAUUCUCCAGGAGGCAUCAUUCCAAGAAUUGAUUUUACUUUAUUCCAAGGAAGACAGCAAGAGCGAUGCCGAAAAUGAAUCUGAGGUUCAAUCAUUGCAGUUAAAGAUCUAUGAAAGAAUUCCUAUUCCGGAUUUACCAGUCAUCUUCCCCCACAAAAAGCUAUCUUUCCGUAUCAUAGACACGGUACGCUUGGAUGCUGCCACAAUAGUGGGACUUUUGGCAUUCUUCAUAAACUACAAGUUUGAGGACGUCUUAUCUUCUCCAUCAGCAAUAUUUCUUGAUGUGGUUGCUAGCAGCGCUCUUAUAAUUUAUGUGACUCGUGUAGUUCUAGGUUACAAGCAGACAUGGGAUAGGUAUCAAUUAUUGGUGAACAAGACACUCUAUGAGAAAACCUUAGCAAGUGGCUUUGGCUCAGUGCAUUUUCUUUUAGAUGCUUCUGAACAACAGCAAUACAAGGAAGCCAUUUUGGCAUAUGCAAUCCUUCUCAAAGCAGAAAAGGGCCAGGUCACCUGUCGUGGAAGUGUUGGAGACAAAUGUGAGAGAUUCAUGUAUGACGCAUUUAAAGUAGAGGUUGAAAUGCCGAUCGACAAGGCAAUCAAUACAUUGGUGAGGCUGGGCCUAGUAACUGAAACGGAUCGUAUUGAUGGAAGUAAUAGAGUGCAGGCUGUUCCCUGUCCAAAGGCAUAUGAGGGCCUUAAAGAACGUUGGAAUUGUUUGCUCAGAUAAUUUUGAUUGGUCAAUAUCCAGUGUUUCAUUUUUCAGGCUAGCUGCUACGUAUGAAAGAAAUUUUGGCAAGGAAAAGAAGAAGAAGAAGGAGAGAGAGAGAGAGAGAUGCCAUUGCCAUGUGUAGCGCCCAAAAUGCAUAAGAAGAAAACGGGACAGAUAAUAAUAAUAAUAAUAAUAGUUACUUAUUAUAUCAUUCUACAAUAUCGAUGUUAAAUCAUUCUACAAUAUCCUGGUAAGCAAAGAAGCGAGUUCGUUUCCUUGGAAGAGCAUAUGGCGCACCAAGGCACCCUUGAGAGUGGCUUUCUUUAGUUGGACGGCGGUGUUAGAGAAGAUUCUCACAAUUAAUAAUCUCAGAAAAAUAAAUAUUAUCGUGAUCAAUAGAUGUUGCUUAUGCAAAAUUAAUGGGAGACUAUUGAUCAUCUUUUCUUUCACUGUGAGAUUGCUCGUUCCUUAUGGCAGGCUAUCUUCAGUCGUUUUGGGUUGUAUUGGGUUAUGCCUAGCAAGGUGGCGGGCUUGUUUGCUUGUUGGUGGGCGGGAGGUCGCUCUAGGUAUGCAUUUGUUUGGAAAAUGGUCCCUCUAUGCAUUAUGUGGUGCCUUUGCUUAGAAAGAAACGAAAGAUGCUUUGAGGAUUCAGAGAGAUCAUUGGAGAACUCACGGCCUUCUUUUUUCAUACGCUUUACACUUGGACAGCUGCUUGGCUCGCUCCUAUAGUUAUUAGCUAUUUUGAUUUCUUUGUUCUUUUCUCUUCUUCUAGCUAGUCGUUUCCCUUAUAUACUCCAUGUGUACUAGGGUUGCGCCCCUCUGCGCUUUUGAU
Messenger RNA from Corylus avellana, 3059 nucleotides. Its product is annotated as DUF3754 family protein, putative (DUF3754). Lineage: Eukaryota; Viridiplantae; Streptophyta; Magnoliopsida; Fagales; Betulaceae. The record is from RefSeq and is a predicted model, not a curated record.